This is a messenger RNA of Capsicum annuum, 1830 nucleotides long. Its product is annotated as probable membrane-associated kinase regulator 1. Lineage: Eukaryota; Viridiplantae; Streptophyta; Magnoliopsida; Solanales; Solanaceae. The transcript has a single exon. The coding region runs from base 528 to 1481 and encodes 317 amino acids. The record is from RefSeq and is a predicted model, not a curated record.
AUUGCAUAAAUAUAUAAUUAUCUUGAUUGCGAUUUGUGUUGUCACAUUCUUCUUAAUAACGACAAUAGCCAUACCAAAUAUUAUGUCUAGUGGUUCAACUCACCAUUCAAAGUCGAAACAACAAAAAAAUCCUUUCAAAAUUUCAAAAAAUAUUGCAGCCAAAUCUAUAUAUUAAUACCUUUCAAAUGCAUGCAUUGUUAAAUGAAAGCAGUCCCCACCACCAUCUUCACUCUUCCCAAGUAGUAAUUCAGAAGUCCCAAAAUUCAUUUUUCUCCACAAUAAUCAUUUGAAAGGCAUAGUAGAGACUUAAAAAGCUCCACGCUCUGCCUAAAAAAAAAAAAAGGCCGGCUUUAUUUGUACCCCAAUAGUAUUCUUGACUUACAAACAAGAAACGAACAUUUUUUUUAAUCUGUUGUCGCCUGCAACCUUAUUCCUUUACCUCCCAUUUGUCUCCCUCUUUAUUAUAACUGUCCUCUUUCAACUAUUUUUCUAUCUACAUCGACCACAACAAGAACAAGAACAAGAACAUGAUGAAAAUUACUAAGGAAAAGGAAGAAAGCGAAGAAACUGUUCUCCUUAAAGAACAAGAGGAGGCAUUAGAAGACAAAGACGACGAAGAAGAAGAAGCAUUGUCAUUGUGUGAUCUUCCGAACAAUGAAGAGAACCAAACGAAGAAAGAAGGUUCUGGAAGUACUGGUGAAGUUCAAUCAGAAGAUUUUGAUUUUGCCUGUUGUGGUGGUAAUUUGUUGAAAGAAUCAGAAAUGUGUACGGCAGAUGAAAUUUUCUACCAAGGCCAAAUUUUGCCCCUGCGACAUUCAAUUAGUUUGCCAAGUGAUCGGCGCAAUUGUCAUGAAACAAAUUCAAGUAGUAGAAGUAGCAGUAUUCGAAGCCAACGUUCAUCUAGCAGUGGCAAUUCUUCUAAUCUCAACACGAAAUACUACAAGCCUAAGAUUCGAAAUCAGUUCCACUCCCAUCCUAGUCCGACACCUCAGGUUCGAUUUUCAAAGGUUAAUAUUCAAUCAAACGUUAACAAUUCAGGUCGAAAAUCAGCAUUGUGGAGUCUUUUUCGUGUUGGUCUAGUAACACCACCUGAAAUUGCAUUACAAGAUCUUAAAAAAAGAGGAAACAGGGGCAAUUCAGGAAGUCGAAACAGCACCAGUAGCAGCAGCAGUGGAAGCUUCAGCAAUACGAAUAAUAAUACGACGAGAACUAUACUAAGCAAGAAAAAGAGACAGAGGUUUUCUUUUGGCAGCUGCAAGUGUUCAGCAAAUUCAGUAGAAACAGUACUUCCUUCAAACGUCGUAAUCACAAACAAGAAUAAUGCAACAAGAAAGGUAACAGGGGUCCAUGAUGAACAUGAAGAUAAGAAAGAUUCAUCAGAGGAGAAUAUCAAAGCAACAAAAAAGCAAGCAAUGUCACGCCAUCGAACGUUUGAGUGGUUAAAGCAACUUUCACUAGAAGGUCCAUCUGAUGAAACAUAAAGAUUUUUCAAAAUAUCACGCAUGCUUACCUUGUUUUUUCUUCUUCUUUUGCUUCUUCUUUUAUGUAAUGUAAUGUAACUUUUUGUUACGUGCUUAGAUUGGUCUUUCUUUUUUGCUUUUUUGAGUAGUGGAAUCAUGAAGUUGAAGUAAUUGAGGACGCAAUUGUCAUGUAAAAAGAAAAGAGUACUAAAGCUAAGGUGUUUGAUGUGAAUUGUGAUUAAAUAAUUAUCAUUGCUUUUUGUCUUUGAGGGUGGGAAGAUUUGUUGUCGUGUGACAAAAGGCUAUGUGUUCAAACUCAUGUAAACAUGUUCUUGUAAAAUAUAGCAAUAGAAUCUUGUGGUUCGCUGUU